This is a messenger RNA of Lolium perenne, 4048 nucleotides long. RefSeq lists its product as uncharacterized. Lineage: Eukaryota; Viridiplantae; Streptophyta; Magnoliopsida; Poales; Poaceae. Gene Ontology annotation, biological process: protein phosphorylation. Gene Ontology annotation, molecular function: ATP binding; protein binding; protein kinase activity. The record is from RefSeq and is a predicted model, not a curated record.
CCUACUCUUAGCAGCUAGCAAAGCUGUUACUGCUGUUAAAAAAUUCCCCAAGUUGGGCACUGCAAAGCAAUUAGACGUUGGUGAUGGUGACGCCUGUCCAAAAUUCAAAUACUUAAUCUUCGAUGAAUCCCAAUAAUGGUGACUAUGGCCAAAUAUUUUGAAAUGGAGUUAAAAAAAUAAUCCUGGAGGGGCCAGAAGAGGGCACUUCUGAACAAUUUCCUAGGAGGGACAAGGUGUGGUAGUGUGCACUGUUGCCUUGGAUCCAGAGAUUCUGCAGUUGGUACAACUACGGCGAGGAAGUGUUUGCUCUUAUAUGCGCGCGCAGUGCGUCUCGUUGGUGCUAUGAGUCGAAGAAGCAAAUGGAGGACGGCUCCGUCGACGUCCAUGGCGGCGUUCCUCAGGUGCUGCGCGCUUGCAUUGCUCUGCGUGGGCAGUGCUGUCGUCGCCGUGGACGAACAGGGCGCGGCGCUGCUCGCGUGGAAGACAACGCUGCGUAACGGCCCUGGCGCGCUGGCAGACUGGAAGGCCGGUGACGCAUCCCCGUGCCGGUGGACCGGCGUGGCGUGCAAUGCUGGCGGCGGCGUCACCGAGCUGAGCCUGCAGUUCGUGGACCUGCUAGGAGGCGUCCCGGCCAACCUGGCCGGCGCCGUGGGCAGCACGCUGACCCGACUCGUCCUCACUGGCACGAACCUGACAGGUCCCAUCCCGCCGGAGCUCGGCGCGCUGCCGGCGCUGGCGCACCUCGACCUCAGCAACAAUGCCCUCACGGGGUCGAUACCGGCCGGGCUGUGCCGGACGGGGAGCAAGCUCGAGACGCUGUACCUCAACGCCAACCGCCUGGAGGGCGCCAUCCCGGAUGCCAUCGGCAACCUCACGUCUCUCCGGGAGCUCAUCAUCUACGACAACCAGCUCGCCGGCAGGAUUCCAGGGGCCAUCGGCCGGAUGGCCAGCCUGGAGGUGCUCCGUGGCGGCGGCAACAAGAAUCUCCACGGCGCGCUCCCCACGGAGAUCGGGGACUGUUCCAGCCUCACCAUGCUCGGCCUCGCCGAGACAAGCAUCACCGGCCCGCUCCCGGCGAGUCUCGGCCGGCUCAAGAACCUCACCACGGUGGCCAUCUACACGACGCUGCUCUCCGGCCCGAUUCCGGCGGAGCUCGGCCGGUGCAGCAGCCUGGAGAACAUUUACCUCUACGAGAACGCGCUGUCCGGGUCCAUCCCGGCACAGCUCGGCGGGCUCAAGAAGCUCAAGAACCUGCUGUUGUGGCAGAACCAGCUCGUCGGCAUCAUCCCGCCGGAGCUCGGGUCGUGCAGCGAGCUCGCUGUGAUCGACCUGUCGCUCAACGGGCUCACUGGCCGCAUCCCGGCGUCGCUCGGGAAGAUUUCCUCGCUGCAGGAGCUGCAGCUCAGCGCGAACAAGCUCUCCGGCACGGUGCCCCCGGAGCUCGCUCGGUGCAGCAACCUCACCGACCUGGAGCUCGACAAUAACCAGAUCACGGGCGCCAUCCCUGCCGAGCUCGGCGGCCUCCCAGCGUUGCGCAUGCUGUACCUGUGGGCCAACCAGCUGACCGGAACCAUCCCGCCGGAGCUCGGCCAGUGCACCAGCCUCGAGUCUCUCGACCUGUCCACCAAUGCUCUGACCGGGCCGAUCCCGCCGUCGCUCUUCCGGCUCCCACGGCUAUCCAAGAUGCUGCUCAUCAACAACCAACUCUCCGGCCAGUUGCCACCGGAGAUCGGCAAUUGCACGUCCCUUGACCGUUUCCGGGCAAGCGGCAACCACAUCGCUGGAGUGAUACCUCCGGAAAUCGGCAUGCUUGGGAAUCUGAGCUUCCUGGACCUCGGCUCAAACCGGCUCUCCGGCUACCUCCCGGCAGAGCUAUCCGGGUGCCGGAACCUCACCUUCUUGGAUCUGCACGACAAUGCCAUCGCUGGCGUGCUGCCGACAGGAAUCUUCAAAGAGUUGCUCUCGCUCCAGUACCUCGACCUCUCCUACAAUGCCAUCGGCGGCGCGCUCCCUUCAGACAUCGGCAUGCUCACUUCGCUGACGAAACUCAUCCUCAGCGGUAAUCGGCUGUCCGGGCCGAUACCACCGCAGAUCGGCUCGUGCUCCCGCCUCCAGCUCCUUGAUGUUGGCGGCAACUCGCUGUCGGGUCACAUACCGGGGAGCAUCGGCAAGAUUCCGGCGUUGGAGAUCACCCUUAACCUCAGCUGCAACAGCUUGUCUGGCGCGAUGCCGGCGGAGUUCGCUGGGCUCGUGAGGCUCGGGGUGCUCGACGUCUCUCACAACCAGCUCUCCGGCGAUCUGGAGACGCUGUCCGCGCUCCAGAACCUCGUGGCGCUCAACGUCUCCUUCAACGGCUUCUCGGGGCGGCUGCCGGAAACGGCGUUCUUCGCGAAGCUGCCUACAAGCGACGUCGAGGGCAACCGGGCGCUCUGCCUCUCGCGGUGCCCAGGCGACGCCAACGACCGCGAGCUCCAGGCGCGCCGCACCGCUCGUGUCGCGAUGGCCGUGUUGCUCUCCGCCCUCGUUGUCCUCCUCUUGGCCGCGGCACUCGUCCUGUUCGGGUGGCGCCGGCGUGGUGCGCUCACCAGCAGCGAUGAGAAGGACGGUGAGAUGUCGCCGCCGUGGGACGUCACGCUGUACCAGAAGCUUGACAUCGGUGUCGCCGAUGUGGUUCGCAGCCUCACUCCGGCGAACGUCAUCGGCCACGGGUGGUCCGGUGAGGUGUACCGCGCGAACGUCCCGUCAACAGGGGUCACGAUCGCCGUCAAGAAGUUCCAGUCGUGCGACGAGGCGUCCGUCGAGGCGUUCGCGUGCGAGGUGAGCGUGCUCCCGCGUGUCCGCCACCGCAACAUAGUCCGGCUUUUGGGAUGGGCGUCCAACCGGCGGACGCGCCUCCUCUUCUACGAAUACCUGCCGAACGGCACCCUCGGCGGCCUUCUGCAUGGAGCUGGCGCGACCGGCGCCUCUGUGGUGGAGUGGGAGGUGCGCCUCGCGAUCGCGGUCGGCGUGGCCGAGGGCCUGGCGUACCUCCACCACGACUGCGUGCCAGGGAUCAUCCACCGUGAUGUCAAGGCCGACAACAUCCUCCUCGGCGAUCGCUACGAGGCUUGCCUCGCCGACUUCGGCCUGGCCCGAGUUGCCGACGACGGCGCCAACUCGUCGCCUCCGCCGUUCGCCGGAUCCUAUGGCUACAUCGCUCCCGAGUACGGAUGUAUGACCAAGAUCACAACCAAGAGCGACGUGUACAGCUUCGGCGUGGUGCUGCUGGAGAUGAUCACCGGGCGGCGCACGCUGGACGCGGCGUUCGGCGAGGGGCAGAGCGUGGUGCAGUGGGUGCGCGACCACCUCUGCCGGAAGCGUGACCCAGCGGAGAUCGUCGACGCGAGGCUGCAGGGCCGGCCGGACACGCAGGUCCAGGAGAUGCUGCAGGCCCUCGGCAUCGCUCUGUUGUGCGCAAGCCCGCGGCCGGAGGACCGGCCGACCAUCAAGGACGUGGCGGCGCUGCUACGCGGCAUCCGGCAUGAGGACGGCGGUGAUGCACGGAAGGCCGGGAACAACGGAGGCGGGAGCGAGACGGAGGCCACGAAGAGGGCCGAUCCAAAGAAGCCCAUCUCGCCAACAAAACUGAUGGCUCUCACUAGACCGGUCCAAACCCAGGCCCAGGUCAAGGCCCGAGCGAGCUCGGGUUCGUUGGGCCUACUCAACGACCGUGAGUGAUGAUAGCCUGAGCCCUCAGGUGACUGGCCCCACUAGCAGUGUGAUGUUGACGAUGCAACAAAUUAGGGCGUGUGUACUUUCAGGGGGGCUUUAGAAAUGAUGUAAUCACUCUCCACUGUUAACAGAGUGCAAGGGGGUGCGUGUGAGUGUGUCGUUUUGCUAGGUGCACGCUCUUUAGGUACAAAGUGGCAUUUUUUCUAUAGGAAUUUAGUGACCAUAGGAUACCAUCUAUAGAUGGUCCAGGAGAGUCAUGACAGGUCAAUAAUUUUGUGUACCAUAAAAUGGGGUAUAAUGCAAUGGAAGUUAGUGUACAUUAUGCAAUUAAUAAUCA